AUUGGACUUUCAACAGGCUGUAUUGAAUUUUACCGGGACUCACGAUUUGUUUAUUUUAAUUUACGCAGUCUUUUUUUAACACUUGGAUGUAAAUUUAUAAUAAAUAUGUAGAAGGCAUCAAUGCUCAUCAUUGAUUAAAUAUUUUCAAAAUGGCAAAACGUUUCCAGCCUUUUAAAGAGUUCGGCCGAAGCACGAAAAAACCGAAAUUAGAUGUCAGCAUAAACAGAGGGCGUCCGCUAGGACCAAGCCAGUCUUGGCCAAAUCACAUACGCCCCAAUGCUGUGCAUGUGGCGAGAGUGGACAGCCCGGUGGGCUGUGGCUCAAACUAUAACAAUUUGUGGGACGAUGAUGACGACGAUGUUAUACUGCUAGCAACACAGGUAGCUGAAUCCCAAGUGGCAAUCAAAAGUGCAUCGGCGGUAAAUAUCUCCGAAAGUGAUAUUACUUUCAGUGAAUUCGCACCACAUGUGCAUGCCACCACAAGCACACAGCGAAUUACAACAACGACAUGUGCCGCGGUAAAAGCCACUGUAAGUGCGCCACCGACCACAGUGGAUAAAAACAAUCAUUCGGAAUUAUUUCUGGAUGAUGAUGAUGACCUUGUCGAGUUGUUGGAUGCGGCAACGAAUGGCCAAAAGCCCGAAAAUACAAGUGGAGCGCGGCAAAACCAGGAAGUAGAAAGUGUUUUUAAAAAACCGACGCAAGUAGUAAGUGUAAUAAAUGGUGUCAGUAAAAGAAUGCCAAUGGGAUCGACCCAAGGUCCCGCUAUAGAUGGACAAAGUGCAGCAGCGCGUCGUCAAGUAGCAUCGGAGCGGCAAGUAAAAAUGCUGACUGAACGUUUGGACGCAUUGAAAGCAGAAAAUGCGAAGCUUGCGAAGGAUCUCAGUGAAUCGAAAAGCAAAAUCGAAAGCAAGGAUGGAGAGUCCUCCCUGCUGCGAGAUGAGUUGCGCCAUAUGAAGCAACAAUUGCAAACAUUGAAAAUGGAGAAAAUUAUGAGCGCUGAAGCCGCCAAAACGGAAUGCAAAACAAAAAUUGCCGAACUGGCGAGACGUGUGGAGGCCAAGGAGUCGGAGUUAAAAUUACGAAACGUAGAAUACUCUGUUCUAAAGAUGCGGCACGCCGAUGAAACCCAGCGCCUGGAAAUGAGCAUACGCAACGCUAAUGUAGUUACCGGCGAUGUGCCAAUGGAGGAAGGCGUAGAAAAUCCACAGGAUAUCUGUAAUGUUCGUUUUCUAUGCCGCAUGCGCAAUUUAUCAUUGACAACAGCGCAGCGCGCGCUAUUGAAUCCGCAACUCACCGAAAUGAAUGCUAGCGCCUAUGAACGUCCCCGAGAGCGCGGCGCCACAAAACGUCAACAGACGCCGUUUCAGCAGGAAUUGGCUAAUGCACAAACGCUGCUGGCGCAAUUACAAUUGCAGCAGCAAAAACGGUCAUGGACUACCGCCGAAGCAAUGGAUUUCAAUGAACGCGCUAUUGCAUCUGCUUGCAAUGCAUUGCCCGAAUUUUGGACUUACGUGCAUGGACUUGAGUUCCCCAAGCACUGUAACAUACAUCCCUAUCAUGAUUAUGAUCUGCGUAAGGACGACCAAACGAUCAGUGCGCGCAAUUUACAUGUAGCGCAAGCAUUGCAUGCAGAUGAACGCGCGGUUAGUUUGCGGCGCUAUGUGGCUGCUUUGAGUGUAAUGUGCGCGCAGGCGCCAAAUUUCGCACAACAAUUGCUCAAGCAAGAACAUGGCGAUUACGCACUGCUGCAGGUCGCAUGCCAUGCCAUUUCCAAGUUGGGUUAUUCCAAUGAGAUCUGUGCGCAUUUCGGAGCGCUGGAAGCAUUUGCAACGCUCUUGCGCGUGCUAUUGCGUCAGAUGCGCGCAGAUAGUGAGGAUCACUUCGAGUUGCUAGUAGGCGGAUUGCUGAAACAGCUUGUUUUUGUGCGUCCGAGUGCGUGGAUUUUUCAGGAGAUAUCAUAUUCGGUGCUGGAGUUGACGCGAUUGCCAGCAGCCUUAGCGCUGCUCUGCGUAAACAGCGAUGAAAGCACAUUCUGUAGCGAUCGCAUGCGUUCACUCUAUCGCUUCUCAAAUGAUUCAUGCAUUCUGCAAGUAUAUGCGGGGCUAUUAGAAAUAGCAUUUCCACUGAAUGGUGUCUUAAAUGAAGCGCAUCUGCGGCUACUGGCUGUUAUUUGUGAAAAUCAUGUGCGUUUUGCACACCACUGCUUCAUGAAGCCGCCAGAUUUCAUAUACAAGCUGUUGCCCUCCUACGAUGUUGAUGAUGAUGACGAUGACGACGAUGAUGCCGAAGAUGGCACCGAGAACGAACAGCGUAUGGAUACAACAGAAGAGCAGACCAAUAAGCAGCAAGCGCGCGUGCCAACAGAUAGCGUUGACAGUGCAACAAUGGCAAACGACUUGGCCGCAACAGCGAAUUCUAGCGCAGUUGCGCAGGAAGUGGCUGCACAGCCCACAAAACAAAGCAGCAUUAAAGGGCGCGCCCGAUGUGAGUGCUAUACGAAGCUAUGUUUGAGCGUGGUGACGCUGCUCUUCCAGCUGAUGCGACAAUGGCAGUGUAACGGACGAAAAAUAGAGACAUUACGCAUAGCAGAGAUCUCGCAAAUAUCCGUACAGUUAUUGCAUACGAUUUUUUGCGACAACUACUCGACGCACCUCUUCCGUUAUGCCGAAGAGACAACUAAGCACUAUUUGUGGUUGAUCUGUGAAUGCUGGUCGGAAAAUGCUAAAUGCUUAAAAUUUAACAGCGUACAAAUGAACUUCCUUGACAAAUUGCGUGCCUUUCAUAUUAUGCCCAAACAGCUAAAUGAAGAGGGUAAUGUUGCUAAUGUAAUUAACGAUCUAAAGGAAUGGCAUUCGUUAACCAAUGAUAACUCAACGUGUGGUGUUACUGCGGAUCCAAAUGCUAUGGUCAAUCUGCCAUUCGCUGCUGAAAAAUUGGACAUAAUGCGUUGUGCUGUUGAUGAGUCGAAAUUCUUUGAAGGCCUCAAUGGCUAUGCAUUUAAUUUUGAGUGAUCAGUCGCAGCUACAUCUUAAGAUUUUGUAUGUUGAAUUAAGAUAAGUGUUAGUUGUUAAUGGCUUUUUUGCGCUAUGCAACAAAGAAAACGGGUUACACACUAAAUUUUAUUAGUGCGUGGCGUUUUGACUAUGGUUUUCCUUAUUUGUUCAUAAUUUGCCAUAUAUUAUUAUUUCAUCGUGACUAUUGUAGUUACUAAUUUUUAAUGUAAUUCAAUUUGAAAUGUUAAAUAAAAGAAACAAAAAAUUUUUGAUUUAAAAAACCACGACGUGGACUACGUGUGAGCAAGAAUAAACGAUUUUCAACUCUAGUUCGCACGAAGCUAGGGUAAUAACGUAACCGGUACGACGCAGAUUAUAUCUGGCCAGGGAUUGUUUUUAGACAUAUGGCCACUACAUAUGGACAUAUGAAAGCAUAUUUUAAUAUACUGAUAAUAAUUGCUUUCUGAAUUGUACGCUGGUUCAGGUUCAUUUCAAGGCAUAAACACAUUUGAUUUCGUUAAGUGUAAAUGGUUUUCAUGAACAAGUAAUGUUGAAGCCUUUUUCAUUUAACUUUUUAUAGUACACACUUAAAGGAAAUAUAUGUAUGUAUGUAUGUAUGUAUGUAAAUAACGAAAUUUCCUAAAUUACUUUUACCAACUAAUCACCCUAUUUAUUUGCAAAGAAUAUAGAAAAUUACUUAUUUUACAAACAUUUAUUUUUAAGUGAUUUAUAAAUUGCAUAAGAAUAUGAAACUGCAUAUUCAAAAGUACUUUCUUGCACCUUUACAUUUUACAAACUCCUUAAUUUAGCGUUCGUAUAAAAGUAUAAACCAUUCAAUGAGUAUUGCUACAUAAAAUGCUAUUGUUUAUUAAUAAUAUGUAUGUAAAUAUUAUGGUACUUUAAAGUGAUGUGUAUAAAUUGCUUUUAAUGGAUUUCAAAUAUGCAUACAAAUAAAAGCGUUGUGAUAAAACAUGUGCAGUCAAACUCAAAAGAAUGUAAUAUUUUGAAAAAAAUUUUUUUUGAAAAAAAAUGUUGGUUUUGUGCAAAGGUGUAGAUGAACAGCAGCUAUUUAGAGGACAAUCAAGAAUAUAAUAGUGAAAAGAAUGCGUCAUUUCUAAUGUAAUUAUUAAUAUUAAAAAAUUUACAAUAACUAAAGCAUUUUGAAAUGUUACAUAUUUGUUGAUAUCGCUAUCGAUAUAUACAGAUAUACAUAAACAUGAUUAUGGAUAACUGAUUAUAGCCAUCGCUAUGAAUUUAUCUUAUUUUUCAUCGAUAUCGUUAUCGAUUUUAUUAUAAAUUUAUCGAACUAUAGUCGAAAUAUUAAUCGAUAACCAUUAAUAUCGAUAUUUUUAGGAUAUCUUUAUCGGUAUUAUGAAUGAUACAGGUAUUUAUCGCUAUCAGUAUUACGAUUGACAUAUAUAUAAUUAUUUAUCGAUAUCAAUAUUAUGAUACACGUACAAAUUUAUCGAUAUCCAACAUUAGAAUCGAUUUGCGUAUUUAUAUCGAUAUAUGUACAUACAUAUGUGUGUGAAUAUUCAUCAAUAUCCACCUAAUGGUCGAAAUACAUAUUUAUCGAUAUCAAUAUUUUGAUCGAUUUGGGUAUUUAACGUUUCAAUGUCAGUACAUCCUACGCUCGAAAAGCCAAAAAUGCUUGAGGUACAAAAAACCGAUCGCCCUCCAAAUAAGCGCGUGCCACAAAGUCUU
Messenger RNA from Rhagoletis zephyria (snowberry fruit fly), 4700 nucleotides. It is a transcript of the gene mus304, whose product is annotated as mutagen-sensitive 304. Gene Ontology annotation, biological process: DNA repair; DNA damage checkpoint signaling. NCBI's taxonomy places the organism in Eukaryota, Metazoa, Arthropoda, Insecta, Diptera, Tephritidae. The record is from RefSeq and is a predicted model, not a curated record.